CCUGCAGCCGCCGGUCGGAGGCGCAAUCCCUAGGCCUUGGCGCCCGGGCGCGCCCCUGGGGAGUCGGCGCGGAGUCCGCUGAGCUGCCAGGCUCGCCCCUGCCCGGCGCGGAGGGCGCGGAGCAUCAUACUGCUCAAGACAGGGCCACAGUCCGCCAGCAUUGGUUUCGCCUUAUUAGAAAUGCGUAACCUUGGGCUCCACUCUAGACGUAUUGAAGCAGAAUCUGUGUUUUAACAAGAUUCUCAGGAUAUUCCUGGUGGUCUUGGAACAGAUUGAAUCAUGGAAUCAAUCUCUAUGAUGGGAAGCCCUAAGAGCCUGAGUGAAACUUUUCUGCCCAAUGGAAUAAAUGGUAUCAAAGAUGCAAGGAAGGUCACUGUAGGUGUAAUUGGAAGUGGAGAUUUUGCUAAAUCCCUCACCAUUCGACUUAUUAGAUGUGGCUAUCAUGUGGUCAUAGGAAGCAGAAAUCCUAAGUUUGCAUCUGAAUUUUUUCCUCAUGUGGUAGAUGUCACCCAUCAUGAAGAUGCUCUAACAAAAACAAAUAUAAUAUUUGUUGCUAUACACAGAGAACAUUACACCUCCCUUUGGGAUCUAAGACAUCUGCUUGUGGGUAAAAUUCUGAUUGAUGUGAGCAAUAACAUGAGAAUAAACCAAUACCCAGAAUCUAAUGCCGAAUAUUUGGCUUCAUUAUUCCCGGAUUCCUUGAUUGUCAAAGGAUUUAAUGUAGUCUCAGCUUGGGCACUUCAGUUAGGACCUAAGGAUGCCAGCCGUCAGGUUUAUAUAUGCAGCAACAAUAUUCACGCUCGACAACAGGUUAUUGAACUUGCCCGACAAUUAAACUUCAUUCCUGUUGACUUGGGAUCAUUAUCGUCAGCCAGAGAGAUUGAAAAUUUACCCCUGCGACUAUUUACUCUCUGGAGAGGGCCAGUGGUGGUAGCCAUAAGCCUGGCCACGUUUUUCUUUCUUUAUUCUUUUGUCAGAGAUGUGAUACAUCCAUAUGCUAGAAACCAGCAGAGUGACUUUUACAAGAUCCCUAUAGAGAUUGUGAAUAAAACCUUGCCCAUAGUUGCCAUUACUUUGCUAUCUCUGGUAUACCUUGCUGGUCUCCUGGCAGCUGCUUAUCAGCUUUAUUACGGCACCAAAUAUAGGAGAUUCCCACCGUGGUUGGAAACCUGGUUACAGUGUAGAAAACAACUCGGAUUGCUAAGUUUUUUCUUUGCUUCGGUCCAUGUUGCCUACAGUCUCUGCUUGCCAAUGAGAAGGUCAGAGAGAUACCUAUUUCUCAACAUGGCUUACCAGCAGGUGCAUGCAAACAUUGAAAACUCUUGGAAUGAGGAAGAAGUUUGGAGAAUUGAAAUGUACAUCUCCUUUGGCAUAAUGAGCCUUGGUUUACUUUCUCUCCUGGCAGUCACUUCCAUCCCUUCAGUGAGCAAUGCUUUAAACUGGAGAGAAUUCAGUUUUAUUCAGUCCACACUUGGCUAUGUCGCUUUACUCAUAAGUACUUUCCAUGUUUUAAUUUAUGGAUGGAAACGAGCCUUUGAAGAAGAAUACUACAGAUUUUAUACACCACCUAACUUUGUUCUUGCUCUUGUUUUGCCCUCAAUUGUAAUUCUGGGUAAGGUUAUUUUACUCCUUCCAUGUAUAAGCCGAAAGCUAAAGAGAAUUAAAAAAGGCUGGGAAAAGAGCCAGUUCCCAGAAGAAGGUGUCGGAGGUGCAGCCCCUCAUCUCUCACCAGAGAGGGUUACAGUAAUGUGAUAUUAAACGGUGCUCACUGAGGCCAUAUGACGUUCUCCUCGUGCCAUUAUUUUUAGGACUUCCUCUGUGUUCAUUUCCAAGUACACUGUUGCUGUGGGCUGAAGCCUGUUCAAUGAGAUCCCUACUGCAUUAGCGGUGGAAUUUUCUCCAGAUUAAUUUUCACCAACGUCACUUUGCGAAUAUGACUUUUUGUAGUCAACAUAUUGAAAUUUAGGUAUAUUUUGUUUUGGACAACUGUAACAUGAUUAUUAUUUUAACAAACUAC
Molecule: messenger RNA, 2017 nt
Organism: Condylura cristata (star-nosed mole)
Lineage: Eukaryota; Metazoa; Chordata; Mammalia; Eulipotyphla; Talpidae
Gene: STEAP2
Product: STEAP family member 2, metalloreductase
Exons: 6
Coding region: 280-1752 (490 amino acids)
Biological process (GO): copper ion import
Cellular component (GO): plasma membrane; endosome
Molecular function (GO): ferric-chelate reductase (NADPH) activity; cupric reductase (NADH) activity
Source: RefSeq, a predicted model, not a curated record